AACCCGACCACAGACCAACGCGCCUAGUCUAUUCUUCAUUGUCCCUGCCCUGCAGCCUGCAUAUCAUAUCCCAGUCCUACAUAGCAGCCGUGCGACCAUCGCAUUCCCAUCUCCACGCUGGAUCCGUCAAAGAAUAGGCCAGAUUCCGCCUCGCCGGUCGUGGUGGGCUUCCAUCACCGACGUCGAUCGUCCGCCAGCAUACCUCCGCUCCGCCUAGUCAAAGACAACGCAUCGGCCUCCUCGCCCGCCGCCUCGCGAACUGAGGCCAGCAGGUCUCACGGCAGCACCUCUGGCCUCCCUGCCGGACAGCUGGCUCACCCAACAACGACUCUCGCUCCUAUCCCCGGAACGCCCGCCGACCCUUCGGCGUCGCCAAUGUCCUUGUCGCGAUCCCCUUCUCCUUUACCCGGAGGAGGGUGGUCGAGCCCGGGACUGACGCCUGGCAGCGGCUCUUCGUCGCCGCGCUAUUCUCCUCGUCCUUAUACCUCGCAACAUAAUAAUCGACCUCCAAGUCCCGGCGGUGUGUCAUGGGCCACUGCCAAAGCAAAGAGCGACCAAGUGCGCAGUUAUCCUUCCUUUUCAACUCGAAACUCGGGCUUCUUCUCCCGCCAGAAACGCAAGAUAUCCGCUAGCUUACCCAGGUUCACACUUACGCGCGACUACAGAGAACAAGAGAAACUGAACAGAGGGCGAUCAUGGGAGUCCGGCGAGAAUACAUUUAAGGGUCGUUUGUUCUCAGUCAUAAAGCAUUCCUUGCAUAAGAGGAGGUUUAAAAUAUCACUUUUUGCGAUUUUGGGGCUUAUUCUAUACUUAAGUUUCUGGUCAGCAAUUGUCGAAUCAUAUCGAGCGUCCGCUUUCGGAGGAGGCCAAAAAGUCGUCAUGCUGGUCGCUUCAAAUGUGGAGGGAGGUGUGAUGGAAUGGAAAGGCGCUCGGGAGUGGGCAAUCGAGCGAGUGAGUCUUCGAAAUAAACGAAAAUAUGCGCAACGAUGGGGGCACAAUGUAGAGGUUCUAGACAUGGUCGCAAAGAAGCGUUAUGCGCACGAGUGGCGCGAGGGCUGGGAAAAGGUCGACUUCAUACGGAACGCUAUGAAGAAAUACCCCAAUGCGGAGUGGUUUUGGUGGCUGGAUCUAAAUACCUUUAUCAUGGAAUACUCUUAUUCACUGGACAACCAUAUUCUUAAAUACCUGGGCCCGUACACAUACCGCGACAUCAACUACUACAACCCCUUGAACAUCACGCACCCCCUCACUGAUAUAUAUCUCGACUCUGUCACCCGCUCUCCCACCGGAGACUCGAAUCCCUCGUCAAUCAACCUUGUCCUGCCACAAGAUUGCGGUGGUUUCAGCCUGGGAUCAUUCCUAAUUCGCCGAUCAGACUGGACCGACCGUCUUCUCGACGUCUGGUGGGACCCAGUUCUGUACGAACAAAAACACAUGGAAUGGGAACACAAAGAACAGGACGCUUUUGAAUAUUUGUAUACGAACCAACCAUGGAUUCGACCGAACACGGCGUUCGUUCCACAGCGACGAAUGAAUUCUUUCCCGCCAGGCGCGUGCGGCAACGGUAGCGAUCUCGGCAUACACUACCAAGAAUCACAACGAGAUUUCCUUGUCAACCUGGCCGAUUGCAAUAUGCGGGACUGUUGGACUGAAAUAUAUGGGUAUAGAGAAUUGAGUAACUGGCUCAAUCGGAACCCCUGGGAGAUUCUCAAGGACUCGGUCACCGAUUUCUUCCGACGGUUGCGAGGGAAGACGACCUUGCAUGAGGAACAUCACAUGAUUCUUGAUGUAAAGGAGUCUGCUUGAACCCUCGCCUUCGAUUCUUGACGACAAAUAUUGACGUUAAUACUACUAGUUUUCCAAUCUUUUCUCUUCUCUAUUUACCCUUUUUUCUCAUUUUAUUUUUCCUUCUACAUGACUACAUUAUGUAUAUCUAACUUG
Molecule: messenger RNA, 1941 nt
Organism: Talaromyces proteolyticus
Lineage: Eukaryota; Fungi; Ascomycota; Eurotiomycetes; Eurotiales; Trichocomaceae
Product: putative alpha-1,6-mannosyltransferase subunit
Exons: 3
Coding region: 376-1806 (476 amino acids)
Biological process (GO): protein N-linked glycosylation
Cellular component (GO): Golgi membrane
Molecular function (GO): glycosyltransferase activity
Source: RefSeq, a predicted model, not a curated record